UUCCAUGCCGUUCUCUCUCUCUCUCAGUUACCAAGGUCUCUGUUUUUUCUGUCCAGAACUCUCUCCCUGAACGGUCUGUCCAAACAUUACAUCUUGCUCCAUCUCUGGUUCUCAAUUCUCUCUUAAAAAUUCUCCUUCUUUCUCUGUUCUGGGUAAUGGAACCAGCGCAAAUUGACUGGAAGAGAAUCGAGUCUGUAUUUGUAGAAGACAGAUUGUAUGAGAACAUUAAUGCACCUAAAUGGGUUGAUUUCAUUUCCCCUGAAGACUCAAUUGAUGAUCAAGCCUGGUUCUGCAGACCUGAUUGUAAUCAUCCAAAGACAGCUGAGGAUUUCUUGAUAUCAACGCCUACUUCAAAGAUUUCAAGCUCAGGCAAUGAUAGUAAAAUCCUACCUUCUGGUUACUUGAAUCAAAGAGAUGCAAAGUUGAAGAAAAGAGGACAAAUUCAGUCGUCUACUACAUCAAAUGAGAAUCACAAAUUCAACAAGGAUGGUGAAAAUCAGAACCCAAAUCUACCAACCCCUCCAAUUCCACGGGCCAAGUCCAUGAAAGCAGCUUUUAAAUCAAGCACUGAAAAGAAGAAACCGAUCAAUGACUUGUCGCCGAGGGAAGAGGCACCGCCAAAGCUGAAGAGUACACUCUCCGCGAGGAAUUUAUUCGCGGGGAGGGAUAUAAUAAAUCAUAUAACAGAGUUUUGCAAUGAAUUGAAGAGAAUGGUCGCGACGAGAGCGAGGGAUAGAGAGAAUGUGGAAAAGUUUAAUGAGAAGAGUCAUGUGGGGGGAAAGGAGAUGGAGUUGAAGGAGGAGGGCUCAGGUCAGAUUCUCGAAGAGUUGGAUUGGAAAGAAAAAGAGAGGAAGCCUUUGCUUGAAGUGGGUAAACAGAAAUUGGAAGCUAAAGACGAGAAAUGCUACCUAAUCAGCCAAAGUUACAGCUGGAUUAUUGGGUUUUCUGCACAAACUGAACUAAGAGUUGAUGAGUCUGAGAACAUUCCAACACCUCUGAAUUUGGCAAAUAUAACGAACAAAGAAGAGGAACGACUGCUGCAAAUCCGUACCAAUCCUCCCUCUCCUCAGUGCUUUUCAGCCAAAUGUUUGCCAACCAAACCAAAAUCCAGGCUUAUGGAGAGGGGCAUUCUUCAAGAGUUGGAGCAGAAUAAGGAAAACACAAAAGAGGAACCUGUAGAGAGAAACAGAAACUUCCCCAUUUUAGAUGAAAGAGGAGAAGCAAGAGCACUGGAUGUAUUCUGGUUUCUGAAGCCUUGCACACUAUCCAGUUAAAGCUUUUAGAGUAAACAUAGCAUAGCAUUGAAAUUCAUUCUUUAUUCUUUGGUCAUUGUUUUCAAUAGAGGAAACUGUGUAAUUAGCAUCCAAUAAAUUGUACCAAAAUCUACUUGCUUCUGCAAGUAAAU
Messenger RNA from Tripterygium wilfordii, 1405 nucleotides. RefSeq lists its product as uncharacterized. The record is from RefSeq and is a predicted model, not a curated record. The transcript has 7 exons. The coding region runs from base 156 to 1274 and encodes 372 amino acids. Lineage: Eukaryota; Viridiplantae; Streptophyta; Magnoliopsida; Celastrales; Celastraceae.